GCUGGAGGCAGCAGUGUUUGGCUGGGUGAGACCUCCCCGCUUCCGGCAUUAGCUCUGGUCUCUCCCGUUACGUGGAGACACAAAGACUUAGUAGUGACCGUCAGAGAGGGAUGGACGCGGCUUCAGAUGCCCAGUAGUGUCGCGACCAGUGUUGUCUAUCAUUACCGCAUCAUGUGAACUGCCCCUGGAUGUGUCAAGGGCCACUGGGGAUACACAGGAUGCUCGCACUCUGGACGGCGGCUGACGUUGACUUGCUGUUGAGAGAGGGGCGCCCGUGGGGCGAGAAGCUGGACUGGGGCUACUGAAUGACAGCCCCGCAGCCCCAAUAUGGAGGUGGUGGGAGACUUCGAGUACAGCAGGAAGGACCUAAUCGGACAUGGAGCCUUCGCCGUGGUGUUUAAAGGGCGGCACAGGAAGAAAACAGACUGGGAGGUGGCCAUUAAAAGCAUCAAUAAAAAGAAUUUAUCAAAGUCGCAGAUCCUGCUUGGCAAAGAAAUCAAAAUUUUAAAGGAGCUGCAGCAUGAAAACAUUGUCGCUCUUUAUGAUGUCCAGGAAAUGCCCAACUCUGUUUUCUUGGUCAUGGAGUACUGCAAUGGAGGAGACCUGGCAGAUUAUUUACAAGCCAAAGGAACGCUGAGUGAAGACACCAUACGAGUCUUCCUGCAACAGAUUGCAGCUGCCAUGCGAGUGUUACACAGCAAGGGUAUAAUCCACAGGGAUUUGAAGCCUCAAAACAUUCUUCUCUCUUAUGCCAGUCGGAAGAAGUCAACUUUUAGUGGCAUCCGGAUAAAGAUUGCGGACUUUGGUUUUGCACGCUAUUUACAGAGUAACAUGAUGGCUGCCACAUUAUGCGGAUCACCAAUGUACAUGGCACCGGAAGUUAUUAUGUCUCAGCAUUAUGAUGCAAAGGCGGAUCUAUGGAGCAUAGGAACUGUCAUUUAUCAGUGUCUAGUUGGCAAGCCACCUUUCCAGGCAAAUAGCCCUCAGGAUUUGAGACUGUUUUAUGAAAAGAAUAAAAACCUAGUUCCAAGCAUUCCUGGAGAAACCUCUGCUUAUCUAUCAGACUUGUUGCUGGGACUACUACAGAGAAACCAAAAAGACAGGCUCGAUUUUGAGGGAUUUUUCAAUCAUCCUUUCUUAGAUCAGGUUUCUACAGUGAAAAAGUCCUGCCCUGUCCCAGUGCCUACUUACUCGGGGUCAAGUAUUUCAGGCAGCUCCUGUGGCAGCUCACCAUCUUGUCGCUUUGCAUCUCCUCCUUCUCUGCCAGAUAUGCAGCAUAUCCAAGAAGAGAAUCUGUCAUCACCCCCAUUGGGUCCUCCAAAUUAUUUACAAAUCUCCAAGGACUCAGCCAGCACCAGCAGCAAGAACUCUUCAUGCGACACAGAUGACUUUGUCCUGGUACCAAGCAAUCCCUCAUCGGAUCAUUCAUAUGAUAUGCCCACAGUGACAGCUGGGCGCAGGGCAUCUAGUGAGUUCCUGAUGUGCGGAGGGCAGAACCAGCCUCAGAUGUCACCACGCAAUGAAACAGCACCUAUUCCUGUCCCCACGCAGCUACGGAACUAUCAACGCAUUGAGCAGCACCUCUCAUCUGCUGCUAGCCCGACGUCUAACCCACAUGGGUCACCCAGAUCUGGGGCAGUGAGACGUUCUAAUACCAGCCCCAUGGGUUUCUUAAAGGUUGGUUCUGGAUCUCCUAGUUCAACAGACAUGGUGUCAGCUACUGGGCGGCGUUUAUCCACUGGCUCUUCUCGUCCAUAUUCUCCAUUAGUGGGAACCAUACCAGAGCAAAUUGGACAUUGUUGUUGCAGUCAUGCUCAAGGCCACGAGUCCAGAAGUAGGAGCUCCUCAGGAGGUUCCCCAGUGCCACUGUCGCAGUCCCCUCAGUGUUUGUUGGGUGGAAGGCUGCCAAGUGCUCCGACCCUUACAGACAUCUAUCAGAACAAGCAGAAGCUGCGAAAGCAACACUCAGAUCCUGUCUGCCCAUCGUAUGCUGGACAUGGCUUUAGCCAUUCUCAACAGCCAGCACGACCUGUCAGUCUUGGAGCAUCUCCUACAAAACACAUGGGAUCAUCACCAAGGAGUUCAGAGUGGCUCUAUAAAAGCCCCUUACCCACCAUCAUAGGAUCACCCACCAAGGCAACUGCUCCAUUCAAAAUUCCUAAAACCCAAGCCUCCUCAAAUCUUCCAGCUCUGGUCACACGUCAGGGACCUGUGGACACUCUAGUGCAGGUCAAAGAGUUGAUGGAACCAAGAGAUUGCUCUCAUUUCCAUUGCCCACAUGGUAGUGAAAAGACAGGCACUGGGGAGCAAGGCAAAGCUGCAUUUGGAAGGUCUGUGAGUGCUGGGAAGUUGUCGGAUCAGACCAGCAGAACUAUCCUAGGAGGACAGCAUUACCAAGGCAGCACAGACAGUCUGAACUCUGAGCGUCCCAUGGAUACAGUCCCUUCUGGUGCUACAGGAAGUGUCCUCACAGUGCCUUCGAUGGCUAACAGAGCAGUCAUGUUUACUGUUGGAUCUCCUCCCAGCAGCGCCACCCCUCCUACAUGUACUCACAUGAUGAUGAGGGCUCGAGCCACUUCAGUUGGUUCAAACAGCUCUGGGGGCUCGCUCUGCUCCACUAGUGGCCGAGUGUAUAUGGGUUCUCCCUCUGGAAUUCACAUGGGCUCCUCUCCUCCUGGAGCGGAUGCAGCACCAGCUUUAAGAUACAUGUCUUAUGGCACAUCUCCGCCCUAUCUGGAAGAUUUCAUAACAUUUGAGGCUCCUGAACUGCCUGAGGAAACUCUCAUGGAGAGAGAACACACAGAAACCCUACGACACCUCAAUCUGAUGCUUGCCUUCACUGAAUGUGUCCUGGAGCUGACGGCAAGCCGCAGUGGAAAUACUGAUCUCUGCGCCUCUGCCGUGUCUCUUUACCAGAUACAGGAAAGUGUGGUGGUGGAUCAGAUAAGUCAGCUGAGCAAAGAAUGGGGACAAGUAGAACAGCUGGUACUGUACAUGAAAGCUGCCCAGUUCCUAGCAUCCUCCCUACAGCUUGCCAAAUCCCAGAUCAAAUCGGCAAAGUUGACCCCUUCAAGUGCUGUAAAACAAGUGGUGAAGACUAUGAAUGACCGAUAUAAGUUCUGCAUCAGGAUGUGCAAGAAGCUGACUGAGCAGCUAAAUCACUUUUUUUCAGACAAACAGAGAUUUAUAGAUGAGAUCAACAGUGUGACAGCGGAAAAGUUAAUCUACAACUGUGCUGUAGAAAUGGUUCAGUCAGCUGCACUAGAUGAGAUGUUCCAGCAGACAGAAGAUAUUGCUUAUCGCUACCACAGAGCAGCACUUCUUCUUGAAGGCUUAACAAAGAUCCUACAGAGCCCUACAGAUAUUGAAAAUGUUCAUAAAUAUAAAGCCAGUGUGGAAGGAAGACUGUCUGCGCUCUAUGGAGCAGUUGCUGUGUAUGAAUAAUAAUGGUGUCCACUGGACUGCUGAAGAGCACAACGUGGGACCACUGUAGUGUAGUUCUGUGUAAAUAUACUUGGACAUCUAAGAUGUGGAAAGAGAACCAAAAUCUCCAUUGGUGGCUUUCCGAGUGGAAAUAAAUCAGGGGAAUGAAGGAAGGCUGCCUUAUUUUAAAGACACUCCUCGCAAAACAUGCCUUUCAACUAUAUGUAAUAUGGAAGGAAUUUUUUACCUUUGGAAAUGUAUUUUCAAUGAUGAACUGUGGUUGCUUCAAAAGACAGGGUGGAUGUGAUGAAACUAGUAGGUAAACCUUCACAAGCAGCAACCCAGUAUUCCAGUAGUGAAGUGUUCAAUGUUUACCUACCCACCUAGGGUUUCCUGGUACAAUGUAUGAUCCAUCCAACAGAAAUAAGAGAAGCACUUUAUUUUAAGUAGGAACAGAAGAAAUCCAAGAGCCUGAAACUCAUGUAGAGUCUUGGUUCCUUUACUCUCCUCCUUUUGGUGUGGCUACUUGAUGUUCUACUUUUAAACCCAUUUAUUUUGCACUAAUUUCUUAAAACUGUAAAUUUUUAUUAUCUUGUAUGGAACUCUUAUCAAUAUAUAAAAGGCACAAUGGACUUAAUGAAACAAAAGACAUUUCAUUGUAUGUAUCAAAAAAGGUGGAAUUUAAUAUGUAGCUUCCUAAAAACUUUACAAACUGUAAAAAAAAAAAAAAAAAUCGUGACCCUUUUGUAUCUAUUUGUCUAAUACUUGAUUACUAAUAUGUUUGUUUUCAAUAAUGUUUUAUUUUGUCGGAAUUUGCUACGCAGGUGUCGUGUGUAGCAUAUAUAUAUAUAUAGAUAUUGGUUUGUGCAUGUGAUGAUGUGCUUACUUCCUCUAGUUCUCCAAUCAGAUGUUAUCCUACCAGACGUAAAUUUGUUCCAUGGACAGUGUUAGAGAAGGAGAACAGUGCUGUAAUAUAGACGUGUGUGACUACUACUACUACUACUCUGUUAGGUAUUAAUAGACAGUAGCUUUUACCAGACAGUUUAUACCCUCAAGUCUGUAGUGUGGCCUGCAAAUGUUAGGGUGCAGCUCACAUGUCUGAACAGUAGAUGGCGCAGUAAGAGCAGCUCACAGCUAUGGCACCAAAGGUUAGUAGACAAAACUAUUGAGUGACCUGUAUGACUAGAGUUUUGGUCACUAAAGGCCAGUACUUGGUAAUUUUUUAUUUUUAAUCACACUUCACAGCCAUUUUUGAAAAGCCUUUAUGUUAUUUAAUGAAACUGCCAUGGCAAAAACAGUCACAUCAGAGUCCGAAUGCUUUCAUAUGGACUUCUUCUUUUUAUAGAUUUUCAUAGCUUAAAUGCAAUUGAAGAAAACAGUUCUGGGUUCAUAUUGCAUUUCCACUUAUGAUGAAAGAAUUGAAUGACAAGCAAAAAACAAACAAACAUUGUGCCACCUUUGUUAAGCUUAUUGUUUUAGAUGUUAAGUUUUUUGUUUGUGUUUUAGAUGUAACCACCUAUGUUCGCAGUUCUGAAAACCUAUAACUGUUGCACAUUGGUCAUUUUUAAUAAAUAAAAAGCACUGGGGGUUGUCAGGGAUACACCAGCGGCUUUAUAUGAGAUUCUUAUCAAUUCAUCACACUAUAGUAGGUUUAUUCUCAUCCAUUAAUUUAAUGGGAGACAUUUCACAGACCUACUAUGCAGAUGUGAAAAAUGCAUGCACCCUCCUACACGGAACAGAUGCAUGGCAUAUAUGAAGUAGGUCUCCGCUUGAGUGAUACAACGUGUUCAUACCAAGUGGAACAUGAUAAAAUAUUGUGAAAUCUUCAUUUUUUUUUUUGUUACUAGUCUAAAAAGCUCAUAUUUGAAAGUUAGUAUUUUGUGAAAUGUUGCUACUUUCAAUUUGCCACGAUGAGUAUUGGAAUUAAACAACGUCCCAGUUAAAGCAGUUUGACACGUUGCAUGUACCCAUUACACUAUGGAUGUUACUUGAUAACCAGACUAAUGUCUGCUAGGAAAUACUUAGACAGUAUGUUAGAAAACUGUAAUGUUUCCAGCCAAAGUUUGAACACCAUUUAUUUUAUAAAGCUGAUAUUGUGUCGUCUGCUAAUAAUAUUGUGGGCCAUAAAGUAGUACCUUCACCACUGCAAUACAUUAAUAUUAUUUUAAUGCACAAUGUUUUAUUUUACUUGACAGCCAUUUUAUAUUAUUUAUCUAAAUUUCUGCCAAUUAAUUUGAAGUGUUUUUAUUUAUGUAUCUGCUUGUGAAAUCUACAGAUGGCGAUCUGUGCAUUUCUAGGUCUUUAAUACCGUGUUUCUACCUCGCGUUUGUAAACUGCAUGCAUUAUUCUUAAACCUGGUUAACUACUCACAGAACUGUUGCAAAAAUAGCCUUUUUAUUAUGGCUUGUAUAAAUGUAUAUUAUAAGUAAAUAAAACAAACAGGAAAAAG
Hyla sarda is the source of this 5872-nucleotide messenger RNA. It is a transcript of the gene ULK2, whose product is annotated as unc-51 like autophagy activating kinase 2. The coding region runs from base 328 to 3444 and encodes 1038 amino acids. The transcript has 27 exons. Gene Ontology annotation, biological process: protein autophosphorylation; autophagy; positive regulation of autophagy. Gene Ontology annotation, cellular component: cytoplasm; autophagosome. Lineage: Eukaryota; Metazoa; Chordata; Amphibia; Anura; Hylidae. Gene Ontology annotation, molecular function: protein serine/threonine kinase activity; ATP binding. The record is from RefSeq and is a predicted model, not a curated record.